Molecule: messenger RNA, 1311 nt
Organism: Clonostachys byssicola
Lineage: Eukaryota; Fungi; Ascomycota; Sordariomycetes; Hypocreales; Bionectriaceae
Source: the annotation of a GenBank genome assembly
AUGAUCUCCGGUGUCCUCAUAUUCAACCAAAAGGGCGAGAACCUCAUCUUCCGUGCCUUCCGAAACGACUGCCGUCCUCGCCUCGCCGAUGUCUUCCGCAUCCAAGUCAUCUCCAACUCCCAGGUCCGGUCGCCCAUCUUGACGCUUGGUAGCACCACCUUCAGCCAUGUCAAGCACGAGAACAUCUACCUGGUCGCCAUCACCAAGAGCAAUGCCAAUGCCGCCCUCGUCUUCGAGUUUCUCUACCGUCUGAUACAGCUAGGCCGGGGGUACUUUGGCAAGUUUGACGAAGAAGCUGUGAAAAACAACUUCGUCCUGGUGUAUGAGCUGCUGGAUGAAAUCAUCGAUUUCGGAUACCCCCAGAACACCGAGACCGAUACGCUAAAGAUGUACAUCACCACCGAGGGUGUCAGAAACGAGUCGCGCUCCGAGAACACGUCCAAGAUCACCAUGCAGGCCACCGGCGCCCUAUCAUGGCGCAAGGCCGACGUCAAAUACCGCAAGAACGAAGCUUUCGUCGAUGUGAUAGAAGAUGUCAACCUCCUCAUGUCAGCCACCGGUGCCAUCCUGCGCGCGGACGUCAACGGCCAGAUCAUCAUGCGCGCCUAUCUGUCCGGCACACCCGAGUGCAAGUUCGGCCUCAACGACCGCCUACUGCUCGACAACGACGGCCUGCACAGCCUCCCUAGUGGGAAUCGCAUGGGCACAAAGGCUACAAAGGCAGCCGCAGGCAGCGUGACCCUCGAGGACUGCCAGUUCCACCAGUGCGUCAAGCUUGGCAAGUUCGACAGCGACCGCAUCAUCAGCUUCGUGCCACCGGACGGCGAGUUCGAGCUCAUGCGCUACCGUGCCACCGAGAACGUCAACCUCCCCUUCAAGGUCCACGCCAUCGUCAACGAGGUCGGCAAGUCCAAGGUCGAGUACAGCAUCGGCGUCAAGGCCAACUUUGGCCCCAAGCUGUUUGCCACCAACGUCGUCAUCCGCAUCCCUACGCCGCUCAACACCGCCAAGAUCACGGAGCGGUGCACCCAGGGCAAGGCCAAGUACGAGCCCUCGGAGAACUGCAUCGUCUGGAAGAUUUCCCGUUUCACCGGCCAGAGCGAGUUCGUGCUCAGCGCCGAGGCCAUCCUCACGAGCAUGACCAACCAGCGCGCCUGGAGCAGGCCCCCCCUCAACCUCAACUUCAGCCUGCUCAUGUUCACCAGCUCCGGCCUCCUGGUCCGGUAUCUGAAAGUGUUCGAGAAGAGCAACUACUCCAGUGUCAAGUGGGUGCGGUACAUGACAAGGGCAGGGUCGUACGAAAUAAGGUAA